Molecule: messenger RNA, 1590 nt
Organism: Ananas comosus (pineapple)
Lineage: Eukaryota; Viridiplantae; Streptophyta; Magnoliopsida; Poales; Bromeliaceae
Exons: 1
Biological process (GO): SCF-dependent proteasomal ubiquitin-dependent protein catabolic process
Cellular component (GO): SCF ubiquitin ligase complex
Molecular function (GO): protein binding
Source: RefSeq, a predicted model, not a curated record
AUGGAUGCUGUGCUCUGCGAUGAGCUUCUUGAAAAGAUUCUCCGCCGCCUCCCUCCUUCCUCUUCUUCCUCCGUAUCGCUUGUCUCCAAACGCUGGCUCUUCCUCCACCGCUCUUCGACUACCUCCUUAUCUCUCCGAAUCCCCUCUUCUCCCUUUCCUCUUUCAACUGUUGACAACAACAACAACAAUAAUAAUAAUAGUAUGUCUGCAGCUGCUAUGGUUUCCAAUAUCCUCUCCUACUACCCUUUUCUCUCCCGUCUGACCGUCGUCUCUUCCGGCCACUACGGCCAUCCUCCUCCUGCUGUCACGCCAUCAUUGUCGUUCGAUGAUCACCUUCUAGUCGCCGUGGUUGGCGCCUGCUCCCGCCGCCUCUCCCACUUGCGCUUCCACCCUACCGACGACUCGCCUCUCUCCCCCUUCACCCUCCUCUCUGCCUCAUCCUCCCUCCGCCACCUCACUUUCCUCCACAUCUCUGCCCUUCUCCCCCUCUUCUUCCACUGGCUCAAACACUUUCGCUGCUUAAUAUCCCUCUCCCUCGUCUGCUCCUGCGCCAAGCAAUUAUCUGGACGAGAAUCCGAAGAAGAAGAAGAGGAAGAGGACGACGACGAUCGCGAAGAUACUGAUCGUGAGAUUUUGGUGCUGCCUCUCGAGAGCCUGUCGCUGUCCGGCAUUCGCUCGACAGACAGUGGACUCUCUUGGCUGUGGCGGCGGUGCGGUGGUCUGCGCCGACUGCAGCUGCGCGCCUACGACGGCACGGGCCCGCCCUCCUCCUUCGCACUCUGCCUGGCGGGCCUCCUCUGCCUCGAGCUCCGCACCUGCUGCGCCAUCGCCGACCGCGUCCUCCACCAGGCUGCUGAGCACUGUCGCACCCUCACCAUGCUCCUCCUCUACGACGGCGGCAGCCAUGACGCCCUUCGCCAAUUCAUCCAGCAGCGCAGCGCCGCCCUCCGCGUCCUCGACCUUCGCCUAGCCCUCGACCUCCACAAUGACCACCUCUUCGCAAUUGCCGCUGGCAAUAAUCACCCUAACCGCCGCCCCCACAGUGCGACCGGAGUGGCAAUGCAGGGACUCUCGGCCCUCCGCCUGCAAAGCUGCUGCCUGGUGACCGGGGAUGGGCUCCGGUCCCUCGUGCGCUCGCCCGUGGCGGCAGCAAUCGAGGAGCUCGCACUCGUUAACUGUGAUGUUGUCGAGCGCGAGCCCAGCCUGCUCACUUUUCUCGGGCAGAGCAUGCCAGGGCUCCAGAGGCUCGACUUGUCGCACAACGAAUUGCUUGCCGACAAGGAAGUUGCGUCCAUGCUAGCCUCAUGCCAUAAUCUGGUGGACGUCAGGCUACGAGGAUGCACAAGUCUAAUAGGAACGUCCCUGCUCUCUUUACUUAAGCACUGCGGUCGAGUGCUCUAGGUCGUCGACGUCUCCAGUUGCCCCGGAGUCAGCGUCCACGCUAUUGAGAUCUUCGUUCUGAACGCGACUCGGCCGGAUCAGAUUACGGUCGAAGAAAGCAAGCUGUCUGAUGCUGCUAGAGCCUUUGCAUCCCGGAAAGCAAUCAAGACCUCAGAAGCUACUUCAGCAAUCACAACAAGGUGCAUAUAA